Messenger RNA from Varanus komodoensis (Komodo dragon), 6021 nucleotides. RefSeq names its product sodium channel protein type 5 subunit alpha-like. The transcript has 26 exons. Gene Ontology annotation, molecular function: voltage-gated sodium channel activity. The coding region runs from base 1 to 6021 and encodes 2006 amino acids. The record is from RefSeq and is a predicted model, not a curated record. Gene Ontology annotation, biological process: sodium ion transmembrane transport; neuronal action potential; membrane depolarization during action potential. NCBI's taxonomy places the organism in Eukaryota, Metazoa, Chordata, Lepidosauria, Squamata, Varanidae. Gene Ontology annotation, cellular component: voltage-gated sodium channel complex; plasma membrane; axon.
AUGGCUGAGCUGACACUGUUGGGUGCUAAUAAUUUCCGCCGGUUCACUCCUGAAUCUUUGGCUGCCAUUGAGAAACGUGUGGCAGCCAAGAGAGAAGCCACAGACCCUUUCCCUGGGGAGAAGCUCCGUCCCCAGCGUGACAUACAGGCGUUCCAGAAGUUGCCUGCCCUGUACGGAAACCCUCCUCCUGAGCUCAUUGGAGAACCCCUUGAGGAUCUGGACCCCUAUUACGAUGAUCACAAGACAUUUAUGGUACUGAACAAAGGGAAAGCCAUCUUCCGAUUCACAGCCACACGGGCUUUGUACAUCUUUAGUCCCUUUCAUCCCAUUCGACGAAUGACGAUUAAAAUUUUGGUGCAUUCAUUUUUCACUAUCUUUAUCAUGCUAACUAUUUUAGCAAAUUGUUUCUUCAUGGCUCUUUGGGAAUCACCUCAGCCAAACAGCAGUGAGACGUCCUUCAAUAAGUAUAUUGAGUACACUUUCACUGGCAUUUACACGUUUGAAUGUGUAAUCAAGAUAUUGGCGAGAGGUUUUUGCUUGAACGAGUUCACCUUCCUUCGAGACCCGUGGAACUGGCUGGAUUUCAGUGUCAUCGUGAUGGCAUACCUGGGAGAGUUUAUUGAACUGGGCAAUGUUUCAGUUCUCCGGAUGUUUCGUGUGCUGAGAGCUUUAAAAACCAUUUCCAUCAUCCCAGGUCUGAAGAUCAUCGUCGGGGCCCUUAUCCAGUCCGUUAAGAAACUUGCCGACGUUAUGAUUCUGACUGUUUUCUGCCUGAGCGUCUUCGCUCUGAUCGGCCUCCAGCUCUUUAAGGGGCAUUUAAGACACAAAUGUGUCAAGAACUAUACGGAGUUUAUCAACCAGAGCAAACUCUCGGUGUAUUCCAAUGGAACCUAUUUUCUAGGUGAACAGGAUUUGCCUUCGUAUGAGAAAUUCAUUCACAAUCAAGAAAAUUACAAAAUUAAGAAUGGCACUGAUGAUUUUUUAUUAUGCCACAACAGUUCUGAUGGCGGCUUUUGUCCACCAAAAUACAUCUGUCUGAAGGUUGGAGACAACCCCGACCACGGCUUCACGAGCUUCGACACUUUCGGCUGGGCCUUUCUCUCCUUGUUCCGGCUCAUGACACAGGAUUACUGGGAGCGCCUCUACCAGCAGACACUCAGAGCUUCUGGGAAGAUCUACAUGCUCUUUUUCAUGCUGGUCAUCUUUCUGGGGUCCUUCUAUCUGGUCAACUUGAUCCUGGCUGUGGUCACGAUGGCAUAUGAAGAGCAGAGCAAGGCCACCAUGGCUGAAACAGAGGCAAAGGAAAGGAAGUUUCGUGAGGCCAUGGAGAUGCUAAAGAAAGAGCAAGAGGAAUUAGCUGCCAAAGAAAAUGACAGCAUGUCACAUAGUUCUUUUGAAGUGUCCCCUGUAGCAUCCAAAGAGGUCAAAGAACGAAGCAACAGAAUGAAGAAGUUGUCUCUAGGGAUGGAAGGCUACGGGGAGGAGCCAAGGAUCUCCUUAUCACAGUCUAGUGACAGUCCUCGGAAGUCGGCAAUCCUCACCCACAGCAGCAGUCCUGGUUCAAACCCAUCAAAGCGCCGGCCCAGUCAUGGAAGUGUCUUCAAUUUCCGCGUUUCAGGCCGGGAUGCGGGCGCACGGGCUGAGUUUGGGGAGGACGAUUCCAGCAGCGCUGGGGAGGCUGAGAUCCACCGUGGCGCGCUGCUGCCUGGGCAACUGGGCAGGCGGUCGAGCAUCCAGAGCCAGGCUAGCUGCGGCUCCCGCCCAGCCACGCCAAACUAUGGGCAGCCCAGCAGGUGGACUGCCGGAGAAGAUUCCAAUGGGAUGCUCACGUUGCGGGGAGGCAGUGGAACGAGGCCAUACAUGGAGCCUGGGGAAGGGUUGCUGCUUCCGCCACUUAUGGAAAAUCCUGGCAGAGCGGACCUGACUUCGUACGAUGAGGCCAAGAAGAUCCUCCAAGCUCAGCGUCUUUAUAAUGAGCCGCUUCAAAGGGAAAGAACCGCAAGUGCCGUUAGCAUAAUUACCAGUGUGCUGGAAGAACUUGAAGAAUCGAAUCGGAGAUGCCCCCGCUUCCUGAACAACUUGGCCCUCCGGCUCUUUGUGUGGGAGUGCUGCCCGCUGUGGCUGAAAGUCAAGAAGGCCGUGAGCCUUUUUGUGAUGGAUCCAUUCAUGGAUCUCCUGAUCACCCUCUGCAUUGUGAUGAACACACUUUUCAUGGCACUCGAGCACUACAAGAUGAGCCCUUGGUUUGACGCGGUGCUUUCGACUGGUAACACGAUUUUCACAGGAAUUUUUAUUGCAGAAGUGAUCCUGAAAAACAUUGCACUGGAUCCCUAUUACUAUUUUCAGCAACGCUCAAAUAUCUUUGACAGUGUGAUCGUCUUUAUAAGCAUUGUUGAACUGAGCAUGCCCAGAGAGAAAAAAGAUAAUGGCAAGCGAGGCAAGAAAGGAAACUUUACCGUUUUGCGGACUUUGAGGCUGAUGAGAGUUUUCAAGCUGGCAAAGUCUUGGCCAACUUUAAACACCCUUAUUAAAAUCAUCUUAAACUCGGUGGAUGCUCUGGGCAACCUCACGCUCGUCCUGGCCAUUAUUGUUUUCAUAUUUGCUGUCUUUGGGAUGCAGCUCUUUGGGUCCUGCUACAAGAUGAACAGCUGUAACAUAUCCACCAUUUGCAAACCGCGAUGGCACAUGGAGGAUUUUUUCCACUCCUUCCUCAUUAUUUUCCGGAUUCUGUGUGGAGAAUGGAUUGAGACCAUGUGGGAUUGCAUGGUGGUAGCUGACCCAGCCAUGUGCCUGGUGGUCUUCCUGCUGGUCAUGGUGAUUGGAAAUUUAGUGGUUCUCAAUUUGUUCAUUGCGCUGCUGCUGAACUCCUUCAGUGCCGACAACCUCACGCAGCUCCCAGAAGAUGACAGAGAAACAAACAACCUUAAAGUCGCCAUUGCUCGGAUCCAGAGGGGGCUUCAUGCGACAAAGCAGGCAAUGUUGGCUUUUUGUUCCAAAGCGUUUGGGUUCAAAAGAAAAGGACCCCAAAAUAAAAUAAAAUGUGACAUUGAGAAAAAUGGCCUGGAACUUAAAAUAGGUGUCCAAAAUGCCAAAGAGAGUUACGGAAAUGGAAAGGAGGAGAAAAUUGCCGAGAGGUGCCCCGUGAAUAUUCUGGAUGAUUUCAUAACCAAUCCCAGCGUCUUUGUCUGUGUUCCUAUUGCUGAGUCUGAGUCUGAUACGGAGGGGUCUGAAGAUGCCAGAGAGCAACGGGGUGCCGUCCUGGAGAUAGACUACAACAAGCAGGAAGAAAACCAGCUGCGACAGAGAGGAGAUCGGAGCAAGAGCUCUGACGUCUGGAGUCGAACGUCUGAAAUCUCUUCUCUGGGGGAACUGAGUGCCCAGUGGAAAGCUGGGUCCUUAUCACCAAAGCAAAAAGAGAAUGUUGAUGCUAUAAGCUGUUCAGAAGGAAGCAGUGUGGAUAUCAGAGAUCCAGAUGAACUUUUGAAGAACAUCACCGAACUAUCCGAGGAGCUGAUGGAGCCAAACGACUGCUUCCCAGAAAGAUGCACUCGACAUUAUCCUUGGUGUUCAGCGAAUAGCACAACAUCUCUGGGCAAACUGUGGUGGAAUCUGAGAAAGACGUGCUACCGAAUUGUAGAACACAACUGGUUUGAAAGUUUCAUUGUGUUCAUGAUUCUACUGAGCAGUGGUGCUCUGGCAUUUGAAGAUAUUUACUUGAAUGACAGACGGAACAUUAAAAUAAUGCUUGAAUAUGCAGACAAAAUAUUUACCUACAUCUUUAUCCUAGAGAUGCUGCUCAAGUGGGUGGCUUAUGGAUUCCACAAGUAUUUCACCAAUGCCUGGUGCUGGCUUGAUUUCCUAAUUGUAGAUGUCUCCUUAGUUACCCUCGUAGCAAAUCUGCUGGGGAAAUCGGACAUGGGCCCCAUGAAAUCCCUCCGGACCCUACGUGCUUUGAGGCCAUUAAGAGCCCUGUCACGAUUCGAAGGGAUGAGGGUGGUGGUCAAUGCCUUGGUCGGUGCCAUCCCUUCCAUUAUGAAUGUUCUUCUUGUCUGCCUCAUUUUCUGGCUGAUCUUCAGCAUUGUUGGAGUCACCCUGUUUGCAGGGAAGUUUGGAAAAUGCAUUAACUUGACUGACACAAAUGCCUCUAUAAAUGAGAUGAUCAUUAAGAAAAAAAAGGAUUGCAGGAUUAACAAUGGAACGAAGAGAUUAUAUUGGACGACGGUGAAAGUGAAUUUUGACAACGUUGGCAUUGGGUAUCUGGCUCUUCUUCAAGUGGUAGAACGCCAGCCCAAAUGGGAACAUAGCAAAUACAUGUAUUUAUAUUUUGUGAUUUUUAUCAUCUUUGGAGCUUUCUUCACCCUGAACCUUUUUGUUGGUGUCAUUAUUGACAACUUUAAUCAACAGAAGAAAAAGUUUGGUGGAGAAGACAUCUUCAUGACUGAAGAACAGAAAAAAUACUACAAUGCCAUGAAAAAACUAGGAUCCAAGAAACCUCAAAAACCCAUCCCGCGGCCACGGAACAAGUACCAAGGGUUCAUUUUUGACAUUGUGACUCGCCAAGCUUUUGAUGUGGCCAUCAUGACGCUCAUCUGCCUUAAUAUGGUUGCCAUGAUGGUAGAGACGGAUGACCAAGCGCCAGAGAAGACCAACAUUCUGAAGAACAUCAACAUGCUCUUCAUUGUCAUCUUCACCUCGGAGUGCGUUCUGAAACUGGUGGCUCUAAGAUAUUACUUCUUCACCAAUGGAUGGAACAUUUUUGAUCUGGUGGUUGUGAUUAUGUCCAUUGUUGGCAAUGUGCUUUCUGGCAUUUUGGUUUCCUUUUCGCCUACGCUUUUCCGGGUGAUCCGCUUGGUGCGAAUCGGACGAAUACUCCGGCUCAUCCGGUCUGCCAGGGGAAUCCGGACUCUUCUUUUUGCCUUGAUGAUGUCCCUUCCUGCCCUGUUCAACAUCGGCCUCCUGCUCUUCCUGGUCAUGUUCAUUUACGCCAUUUUUGGCAUGGCCAACUUCGCCUAUGUUGCCCGAGAAGGUGGGAUCGACGACAUGUUCAACUUCCAGACCUUCGGUAACAGCAUGCUCUGCCUCUUCCAGAUCACCACGUCAGCCGGCUGGGACGGGCUUCUUCACCCCAUGUUAAACUCUGGGCCUCCAUUCUGCGAUCCAAGCCUGAAAGUUCCUUCCACUUUCUCUAAGGGAGACUGUGGGAAUGCUGCAGUCGGCAUCAUUUUCUUUGUGACGUACAUCAUUAUAUGCUUUCUCAUAGUGGUCAACAUGUACAUUGCAGUCAUUUUGGAGAACUUCAACGUUGCCACAGAAGAGAGCACUGAACCACUGGGUGAGGAUGACUUCGAGAUGUUUUAUGAAGUAUGGGAGAAAUUUGACCCUCUAGCAACCCAGUUCAUUUCAUUCUCUAUGCUUUCUGACUUUGCACAUGCUCUGCCCGAGCCUUUGCGUGUACCUAAGCCAAACAAACAUGAGCUGACAGCAAUGGAUCUUCCCAUGGUCAGUGGGGACAGGAUUCACUGCUUGGACAUUCUUUUUGCUUUCACCAAAAGGGUGCUCGGAGACUCUGGCCAGAUGGACACCCUGAAGCUACAUAUGGAGGAAAAAUUCAUGGCGGCCAACCCAUCCAAGGCUUCCUACGAACCGAUCACCACCACACUCAAGCGGAAGUAUGAGGAAACGCAUGCUGCUAUCAUCCAGAGGGCCUUCCGGAAACAUUUGCUUCAACGCUCCAUGAAGCAGGCCUGUUUCCUACACCGCCACAAAAACUGUGAUGGUGAUAUCCUUGAUGAAGAUGCUCCAGAAAGAGAAGGUCUCGUUGCACAUCUGAUGAAUGAAAACUAUAUUGGGAACCCAGGCAAAUCCCAAACACCGUCCUCAGAAUCUAUCCCUCCAUCCUACCACUGUGUUACUGGAGCUCCGGGCGAUGGCUUAGGGGAGGAAAGAGUGGAGCCUCCUUGCAGCAGCAAACCAAAGGAUGGCCAGCGAUCGCUAGACAAAGGCAAGAAGCCUGAUGUUUAG